Molecule: messenger RNA, 216 nt
Organism: Geodia barretti
Lineage: Eukaryota; Metazoa; Porifera; Demospongiae; Tetractinellida; Geodiidae
Source: the annotation of a GenBank genome assembly
AUGCACGACCGCGGCGAUGGGGUGAAACCGGUCGGCGAAUCCCGACGCCUGGUCGCCGCCCUCAGGCAGGAGCGCCCCGACCUGCGGGUGUACUACACCGAAACCGACAUCUUCCGCCAGGUGAUACCCGACGCCGACACCGCCUGGAUACCCCGCCUGAAAGGCGCCUGCCAGCUCUCCCGCCACAUGUACCACAUCAUCCGUGUCGCCCAAUAA